Messenger RNA from Arabidopsis thaliana (thale cress), 697 nucleotides. Its product is annotated as Plant invertase/pectin methylesterase inhibitor superfamily protein. Gene Ontology annotation, molecular function: enzyme inhibitor activity. Bases 1 to 555 code for a protein of 184 amino acids. The record is from RefSeq and is marked reviewed. The transcript has a single exon. Lineage: Eukaryota; Viridiplantae; Streptophyta; Magnoliopsida; Brassicales; Brassicaceae. Gene Ontology annotation, biological process: plant gross anatomical part developmental process. Gene Ontology annotation, cellular component: extracellular region.
AUGAAAUUCUUGAUUCACCUUGUUGUACUCUUUCUCCACCUCAAUGGUUUCAUGGCCAAUAGAGUGGCGGAUUCUCUUAUUCAAAAAUCUUGCAAGGAAAAUACAAGAUAUGCGGAACCAUACAUUUACAAAUUUUGUAUCACAUCCAUCAAAGAGAAUCCAGAGAGCCAAAAAGUAAGAAAUAUUGAUGAAUUGACUGUGGUAUGUACUAAUAGCGCGAUAUCAAACCUAACAAAAGUGAAAGGAACUGUAGAGAACAUUUUGAAUGAAAGAAAGUAUAAGAAUAAGUUGAGUCAUACGUUCUUACGGGAGUGCCUCAAGCUUUAUUCUGAGGGCUAUGAGUUGUUAAACUCAGCUUUGAAAUACCUCAAAACACUGGAUUACGAGAAAUUUAUAGGAAAUAUGGAUAUGGCAAAAGGUAAACCAAGAGCUUGCGAAAUGAAAUUCAAUGAUGACAAUCACCAGAUAUCUCCAGUGAAGAAAGAGAACGAUGUUCUCUUCGACAUGAUCAACAUUCCGUAUUAUUUUUGUUUCAAUGCUCAUAUUAACGGCUAGGUUGUAGAAGAGCAAUUGGUUAACGUUUAAUGAAUAUAUUGAUGCAUAGAACUAGUAGUCCAAUAUUUUUGAAUGUGUCUAUUUCAUGUGUGUGUUUUUGUUAACGUAGAAAUGGUCUAUUUCCUCCAUCCCCCAAUUUUUC